Messenger RNA from Alosa alosa (allis shad), 1421 nucleotides. RefSeq names its product 1-phosphatidylinositol phosphodiesterase-like. Gene Ontology annotation, molecular function: phosphoric diester hydrolase activity. The record is from RefSeq and is a predicted model, not a curated record. The coding region runs from base 31 to 936 and encodes 301 amino acids. Lineage: Eukaryota; Metazoa; Chordata; Actinopteri; Clupeiformes; Clupeidae. The transcript has 3 exons. Gene Ontology annotation, biological process: lipid metabolic process.
CUUUGUUUGCCUACAGUCUUAUGAGAAGAUAUGAACAACGUCAUUUGGAAGGUUAUUUUUGUCUCAUUGCUCAUGACAUUUGAGCACAUGAGCUGCAGUGAAGACCAAUCAUUUAAUGACGCCUCAGUGCUUAGACUACCACAAUCAUAUCACAUUGACUGGAUGAGAUCCAUUGAUGACAACAAGUUGAUCUCUGACAUCACCAUUCCCGGCACCCAUGACACCAUGGCCCUUCACGGUGGCCCGGCUGCAGAAUGCCAGGCCUGGUCAUUGGCAGAUCAGCUAAGGGCAGGCAUACGCUAUCUGGAUCUCCGGGUGUUUGCCUUUGACCAUAAGCUCUACAUCAUGCAUGGUGUGAUUUAUCAGCACACUACAUUUACUGAUGUGCUGAGCACUCUUCGGGACUUUCUAAAGGAGUACAGGAGUGAAGCUGUUUUCGUGAGGGUAAAACCAGAUGGCCAACUGUUUGAUAAAGAUGAGGUUGAGGGGUUGGUUGAAAAGCUCAUUGUUGGUGAUGAAGAUUUCUGGGUUGAGUCAGCUAUACCAAGGAUGGGUGAGGUUAGAGGCAAGAUUGUGUUACUGCAGAAAGACAGCUUUAAGUUAGGUAUUCCAAUUCUGGGUACUGACAAGAAGGGUGACUACGAGGUUACCCACAUUCCUGAGAAAGAGCGUAUGAUCGAGACACAUUUGAAAGAGGCUGAGGGAGCCUGUGGUGGUGGGGAUUAUGUUGUACUGUCUUACUCCAGUGGGACUGGCAUUGGCACACUGGAGGGCAUGUUUUUAACGCCAAAAAGAGUAGCUGAGAAAAUUGAUCCUUGGUUCUAUGGCUAUCUGAAUAAGCUUGACCCAGAAAAGGGAUCCUGUUUUGGCAUCAUUGCCAUGGAUUUUCCUGGCUUAAACCUCAUACAAACUGUGAUCAACCUAAAUACAUUUUAGAUGUUAUACCAAAUGUGUAAUCACUAAUCAAAUCUAUGCAGAAUAUAAUAUAUAAUCAAAAGACUGCAUUGUAGUCAGCAUAUGUUGCACAAAUACAAAUCCAUUUGCAUGAUUUUAAACCGUGAGAACCUUUCAAUCAAAUAGCUUAUCCUCUAAUAAAGUGAUAGUUGAGGGCACUCUUGGAAUGUGAUUUAAAACAUCAAUUGUUGUUUAUUCAGGGAAAACUGACUGAGCAUUAAGCUCUUUUACAGCAAUGCCCUGCGUUUACAAACAAAGAGAAUCAAACAAAAACAAUUAUGUAGACAGAUGAAGACACAAAUAAACAAAUAGACCCACAAAUACAAUAGAUAGAGCGGCGUGACUCGCCAGCAUAACUGUAACCCAGAACACUUAUUUUAAAUAAGGCUAACAAAUAAUAAUAAAAUGUUUAAAAAAAAAAAAAAAACUAAACAGAUGUUUAACUCAAAGUUGUAUCAACACUUGAU